GAAAACAUUCAGUUUACAUCGUGGUAAUAAAAAACAAAUUUUUUGUGCUUUUAAAUGAAGGUUGAGUUUAUAUUCUCAUUAUAUAUCAACUAAAAAACUUCAGGGAUUUUUUUUCUUACUACGUAUAUGUAGAACAGGCUGUGUACUAACAAUUUGAACUUACAUUAAAUCCAUAUUGGUGGUACAAAUUAUAGUUGAUUAGGGUUGGAUUAAAAAGUUAAGGCUCUUAGAUUUGCCGGUAGUUAAUUAGCAAUUAUAAAUACUGUUGGCAAGGUUACACUAACACUUUUAAAUCUUCAUACUUUCAUACAGAUAACGUCGUAUAUUUUGCAUAUAACUGGUUUCUUUAAAAAGAUUACCUUAAAGUAGGAUAUCAGGCAGACAUCAGUCCACUCAAAGAAUGGUACAUAUUACACAAUUGUCUCCAUUUUGCUUGGAGUUCAAGUGAAUCCCUCGGAUAUAUUUGUGCCAUUUUUAAGGUCUUUCAAAGUUCAAACCUAUACAGGUCUUUCAGAUGUUGGUUUUCGUGGUUUGGAUGAUAUAACUCAGGCUUCAUUUGUUUACGUCGUAAGAGUCCUUGAGAUAGUAACUUAGGAUAUUUUAUUAUUAAGCGGUUAUUCCCAAUAAAUUCUGCUCGUUUUAUUUAUUCCUAUACGAUGGAUUUCGAGGGUUUCCACUCAAGCGAACGCUGGAAAAAGCUCUCGUUCAAACUAAACGACUUCCUCUGUUUAAGUGAUUAGGGAAAUCCCUAGUGUUCUGACCAUACCAUGUUAUUGAUCUCGGAUUGUAAGUUGUGCCUAAUGGUGCUCCCUUACCCUUACCGAAUGACAACUAAGAUUCAGUCCUAAUAAAAACGUGUCUGAUGUAAAAAUAUAUGUCUUCAUUUUCCUUUCUGGAUCACGUAAUUCUCAGCUCUCAUUGGUAACGGAUGUUGUUCAGCGCCUCCAGUGUUUUGUUGUCGUCCUCAGUCAGGAUUUCGACGUCAGUAACUGAUCAAAUAGGUUAUUUCCUGCAUCAGACGUCUAUGUACAGUUUCUUUUACAGUCUGGUAGUAUGAUUGUCAUGUUAGGCUAUCUUCUAUGAAAGGUAACUUAUCAUGUCAUCUUACUCGUGCGUUUCAAUCUUUCAAUUCUUCUCUAGAUCAGUGGGUUAGAUUGAUCAUUGGGAUACUUCAUUUUAUCAUUUAAGUGUGUGAAUAGACAUUUUAAUAAGACGGAUAUUUUUGCUACUUGUUUCGACUGGAUUUUGGCUAGCUUUAUAUGCUUUGUUCUCACACUAAUCUGAUCCAACUGGGCUUUCAAAAUAGAAUACACUACAGAGACAGUUUGAUGUUCAGACAAAGCAUAUCAGGGCGCAUGUCUGUUAAUUUUAUGGUAAUAACAGUAUGUUUGUAAUAUGCUGUUGGAUAGUAAACUAGACUUCUGAUGUUUAACAGCAUAGUGUAAGUUUCUUCUCUAGAAAAUACAUAAAUUCCUGAACUAAAUCAACUCAAGUUUACGUGGUACGAAAGAACAAGGCAGAACAUUCAAUAUGAUCGUAAUACGUCCAAUUAUGUGAAUGCUUUGUUAUUUGAGUCAAGGUACCUCUUAUAUUAUAAAUGAAACACCUAAUCAUCCAUUUAUUUGAAAUAAUCAAGUAAAAAAAUCUAUAGUGAUAAUUGUUAUUAAUUUUGUUUAUUCGUUUGUAUAGACUAAAAAUGUCCACAACCGGGGCCAAUGGGUCCUCAAAGUAUAUGGAAAAACUCAGGGAACUUCACUUAAGAGUGAAUGAGGCUAGAAAAUCUAAUCAUAUUCAAGUUGUUGAAGAGGAUAAGCGAUCAAAACUUCCAUCAAACUGGGAAGUACGACAAAAACGAUUACAAUGGGAGGAAGAAGAUGAACUAUUUAGAUUGGAAUGUAAUCAACAAAAAGUUGAUCCAGAUCGAAUGCGUGCAUUAAAUGUUAGUGCUGAGAUAGCCGAUCGUCUUGAAAUAAGACGAAGAAAAAAAUGUAAUACAGAUGAAGGAUUUUCAACAUACGCUGAUGCAUCACAUCGUAAAUAUCUUAAAAUGACUAAACAGAUUAAACCAGAUUUGAUUGCCUAUCAAAAGGAGAAAGAAAAAUUAGGAGAUUUAGCCUUUCCAACUGCUGAUACAAUAGGAUUAACAGAUCGCAAAGACACACCUGAAGCUGUUGAGCGUCUAGCUAAACAAAUAAUUGAACAAGGUGUCAAGCGUAAAGCUUACAGUCGGAGACGUCCAUUCGAUGCCGAUGCUGAUAUUGACUAUAUUAAUGAGCGUAACAAACGAUAUAAUGAGUUACUUGAUCGACAUUAUGGGAAAUAUACAGCUGAAAUUAAACAAAAUCUUGAAAGAGGCACAGCGAUAUAA
Molecule: messenger RNA, 2368 nt
Organism: Schistosoma mattheei
Lineage: Eukaryota; Metazoa; Platyhelminthes; Trematoda; Strigeidida; Schistosomatidae
Source: the annotation of a GenBank genome assembly